Molecule: messenger RNA, 11664 nt
Organism: Hippocampus zosterae (dwarf seahorse)
Lineage: Eukaryota; Metazoa; Chordata; Actinopteri; Syngnathiformes; Syngnathidae
Product: laminin subunit alpha-3
Exons: 76
Coding region: 253-10401 (3382 amino acids)
Biological process (GO): regulation of embryonic development; regulation of cell adhesion; regulation of cell migration
Cellular component (GO): basement membrane
Molecular function (GO): signaling receptor binding
Source: RefSeq, a predicted model, not a curated record
UCGACGUGUGACACCUGAGAGCGUCAGUGAGCGGAACCUCUCUGCAUGACAAUAGAAUACUUGAAGCCGAAGCUCUUCACGAGGAAACAUGCGCCCCCGGGACAUUUCCUCCUCCUCUCGGUAAAGGCUGGACUUGAGCAAAGGGUUCUGCUGUGGAAGUAUCGCGCGUAAAUGGCGCAGCCCACAAGGACGCGGCGCUCCUCGGUGUUCUUCAGAUGACCAGACCCACAGUCGGGACCUCCAGUGUGGAACAUGGGGGGAGAGGUGACGCGAGCUCACCUCCUCGCAGUUUUACUCGCUUUUAUCGUUUGCAGGUGCACGCGUGCACAAGAAACGCUCAAUGGACUCACUGGUUUUAGUUUGAGCCCCCCGUACUUCAACCUGGCGCAAGGAUCCAGGAUUUCUGCAACAGCAACCUGUGGGAAGGAUGAGUUCGAGAAGCCUAGGGCUGAUUUGUACUGUAAACUUGUCGGGGGACCAACCACUGGACUAGUCACUCAGAAUAUUCGGGGCCAGUUCUGUGACUACUGCAAUGCGGCUGAUGUGAACAAAGCCUACCCAGUGACCAACGCUAUUGAUGGAACAGAGCGCUGGUGGCAGAGCCCCCCUCUCUCCAAGGGGUUAGGCUACAACGAGGUAAAUGUCACUCUGGACUUCGGACAGCUGUUUCAUGUUGCAUACAUCAUCAUAAAGUUUGCUAAUUCCCCUCGACCCGACCUGUGGGUGCUGGAACGCUCCGUGGAUAACGGGAAGACUUUUACCCCCUGGCAGUAUUUCGCACAUUCAAAGCGUGAAUGCAUCGAAAGGUUUGGGAAGAAUCCAAAUGCUCGCCUCGUUAACGACGACGAUCAGCUCUGUACCACAGAUUAUUCUAGAAUCGUCCCUCUGGAGAACGGGGAGAUUGUGGUGUCCUUGAUCAACGGUCGGCCCGGCUCCAGAGACUUCACCCGGUCACCAGUUCUGCAGGACUUCACCAGGGCCACCAACGUGCGCCUGCACUUCCUGCGCACCAACACGUUGCUGGGCCACCUCAUCUCCAAGGCCCAGAGAGACCCCACCGUUACACGCAGGUACUACUACAGUAUCAAAGACAUCAGCAUCGGUGGCCGCUGCGUGUGUCACGGCCACGCUCAGGUGUGUGGGUCCUCUCGCAACCGGGAAAACCCAAACAAGCUCCAGUGUGAGUGCCGACACAACACCUGCGGUGAGUCAUGUGACCGCUGCUGUCCGGGUUUCAGCCAUAAGCCGUGGCGCCCCGCCACUGUCGACAGCCCCAACGAGUGUCAGCCCUGCCAGUGCUUUGCUCAUGCCGCCGACUGUUAUUACGACCCAGAGGUGGAAGCCAGAGGAGCAAGUUUAGACAUCUCCGGCAGGUACAGCGGAGGAGGCGUGUGCAUCAACUGCCAGCACAAUACUGCUGGAGUGAACUGUGAGCGAUGCAUUGAAGGCUACUUCAGACCUCAUGGAGUCGCCCCCGAAUCUCCCACUGGAUGUAUACCCUGCAAGUGCGACGAGCGGACCACGGCAGGUUGUGAAAUGGGUUCCGGGAGGUGCAUCUGCAAAGUGCAGUUUGCAGGAGAAAACUGCGAGCGCUGUGCAGAGGGAUACAAUUACUAUCCUCAGUGCAUUUUGCCUACUCGCUGCCCUGUGGGCUAUUUUGGCUCAAUCGGUUGUCAGCGGUGUGCCUGUGACUACAGAGGGACAGAGCGCGAGGUGUGUGACGCUUCUGGACGUUGCCUGUGUCGUCCCAAUGUGGUGGGCCAGCAAUGUGAUCGUUGCCGACCAGGCUACCACUCCUUCGCCAACUGCCACGCGUGCCUUUGCGAUGGGGCAGGCGUGGCCGAGAGUGUCUGCAGUGCGAGCGGUCAGUGUAUUUGCCUCCCCAACUAUGGAGGCCAGGGCUGUGAACAAUGUGCACCAGGCUACUACGGAUACCCGGAAUGUGCCGCCUGCCAGUGUUCCACGGAAGGCUCGUACGGCACCCAGUGCAACCCGCUGACAGGCCAGUGUCUGUGUCUGCCUGGUGUGGUGGGCCAGCAGUGUGACCAAUGCGCUUCUGGACUCGGGUUCCCCUCGUGCUCAGCCUCCAUCAGUCAGUGCAAUCCACAUGGUACAGAGAGCAGGGAACCUGAAACGGGUUCCUGCCGCUGCCGAGCCAACACGGAGGGAGCUUCAUGUGACAGGUGUAAGCCUCUUCACUGGAAUCUGUCAACUGACAACACAUACGGCUGUGAAGUGUGCAGGUGUGAUGUCAAAGGGACGCUGAGCGGUGUUGGAGAGUGUCAGCAGAGAAAUGGGCAGUGCCACUGCAAGCCUCGCGUAGGCGGUCGUACGUGCGAUGUCUGCGACCGCGGCUACUUCCUGUUGCAGAAAAAUAAUUAUUUGGGCUGCCAAGGUUGUGAAUGCGACGUUGGUGGCGCCAUCAGCGCGGCUUGUGACGCGACCUCCGGCCAAUGCCGUUGCCGUAGUAACAUAGACGGUCUGAAAUGCACACGGCCAGCCCCGGGGUAUUAUUUCCCCACCUUGCAUCAGUUCAAGUUUGAGGUGGAGGACGGCACCACAGCAAACGGCAGGCCUGUGCGUUUCGGUUACGACCCCCGAGAGUUCCCCGAAUUCAGCUGGAGAGGUUACGCUGAGCUUUCCCCCGCACAGAGUGAAGUCAGAGUCAUAGUGCAUGUUGAGUGGAAAGAUGCCAGGCGCAACUUAUUCCGCGUGGUGCUGCGGUUCACUAACCCGAGCCCUGCCACCGUGAGUGGUAGCGUCAAGGCGACUAAUAACAGAGGCCAUGCAGCAGAGCAGAGUAAGGAAGUGGUUUUCCCUGCGAGUCCGCAACCGUCGUUCCUCACUGUGCCUGGCGACGGCUUUGCUGAGCCAUUUGCGUUGACACCCGGCAACUGGAUCAUCCGCAUUGAGGCACCCGGGGUUUUUCUCGACUAUUUGGUCCUGCUGCCUCAGGAUUACUACGAAGCGUCGCUGCUGCACAAAGAGAUCACAGAGCCCUGCACAUAUGUGCCCACAGAACGCAGGAAUAAAAACUGUCUGCUGUACAAGCACGUGCCCAUGGAUGGAUUCAGCUCGGCUUUGGGCUCGCAGGGAAGCUUUUCGAGCCGGAGGGCCCACAAGAGGAGGCAGGCGCCGGUGCGACGGCCCACCCCGGAUCACCCUGACAUGGUCUCCCUGCAUGGCACACAGUCUCAGCUGCAGCUCAGUCUGCGUGUGGCUCAUCCUGGACCUCAUGCUCUCAUCCUGGAGUAUGCCAGCCAGGUGGACAGCAUCCAGAACGUCAACUUCCUCGUCGGUGUCCAGCAUGGGGAGCAGAUGCGAGUCCGAGCCAACAUUUACAGCUGCGAUUACAGCUUUUUGUGUCGGAGCGUGGUGGUGGACAGCAGGAAUCAGGUGGCCGUGAUGCAGCUCGCCCACAGGACGGAACUUCUCCUGCAGACGUCCACCGCCUCCUUCCUGCUGCACAAAGUAUACGCGCUUCCUGCAAAGGAGUUCUCCAUGGAGUAUGUGGACGCCAAAGUGCUUUGCGUCUCCGCUCAUGGUCGCUUCACUGAAGACAGUCAGCACUGUGUUCUGAGCCACUUGGACAAGCCUUCGCCGGGCUGGGUUUUGCACGCGGCCCGCGACGGGAAGCUGAACGCUGCCCACCAACAAGAAGGCAAUACAGACCGGCGGCAGAGACGACAGUCCGACGUAUCCCCUCACGGUGACAAGGUCCUACUCAAAUACCCUCAGACGGAGAUAAGUUUCACCCCCAAGGUGCCCCUCCCUGGCAGAUACGUGCUUAUUGUGCAUUAUCGCCAGCCGGAGCACGUUUCCUUUCCUGUGGAAGUCCGAGUGGAUGCCGGCUACAUGUGGAAGGGUUCCAUAAAUGCCUCGUUCUGCCCAUCGGUGUCAGGCUGCAGAGACGUGAUGGUCUUCGACGGCCUCACCGUCCUCAACUUUAGCCAGCAAUCUUGGCAGCUGCCAAGCAUCUCUGUGAUUGUUCCUUCUCGCAAGACUCUCCUUCUGGAUCGUAUACUGCUGGUGCCUGAGAGUCGUUACACCCCAGACGUCUUGAGCGAGAAGCCUCUGGAUCAGUCAGCACUUUUUAUCCAACAGUGCCGAGGAGAAAGCGUCUUUAUUGACCCCAGAACAUCUUCUGAAUUCUGCAGAGACUCCGCCCGCUCUCUGGUGGCGUUUUACAACGACGGAGCUCUGCCUUGCAAUUGUGACCAGUCUGGGUCUAUUGGAUCUGCGUGUGACCCAAAUGGAGGACAAUGUCCCUGCAGGCCUCACGUCAUCGGUCAGCGGUGUACAAAGUGUGCCACGGGCUACUAUGGCUUCCCUUACUGCAGACCGUGCGAGUGCGGCCGCCGCCUGUGCGACGAGGUAACGGGCCGUUGCUUGUGCCCACCUCAGACUGUCAGACCGGUCUGCGACGUGUGUCAGAACCAGACAUUCAGUUAUCAUCCACUGCUGGGCUGCGAGGGCUGCAAUUGCUCCAGGGAUGGCCUGCGAGUCAACGCCGGACAUGGCUGCCACCGCGUCACCGGGCAGUGCAGUUGCAAACCCAGGAUUGUUGGGCGCCAGUGUGAUCGAUGCGCUGCAGGUUAUUACCACUUUCCCGACUGCGUCCCUUGUGACUGCGAGCAGGGCGGAGUCACGCCCGACGUGUGUCACCCCGACACGGGGAGGUGUCUUUGCAAGAAAAACGUAGCCGGCAUCAGGUGUGACACAUGUCGGGACGGCUCCUUCUACUUUGACCCGUCCAACACCAACGGAUGCACGGGCUGCUUCUGCUUCGGAGCCACCGACAAGUGUCAAAGCUCCCAAAAACGCCGGGGCAAGUUUGUGGACAUGCUGGGGUGGAAGUUGGAAAGCUUCGAUCACCGAGAGGUUGCGUCCGUGUUGAACGUGGCCAGUAACACGGUGGUGGCGGAUGUCCAGGAGCUUCCUCUUUCCAUUCAAGCUUUACACUGGGUGGCGCCGGCCUCAUACCAGGGAGAUCGGGUAUCAUCUUAUGGUGGUUUCCUCACCUACCAGGCCAAAUCCUUUGGUAUUCCCAGUGAAGGAAUGAUUCUGAUAGAUAGGACCCCCGAUGUCCUACUGACUGGUAAAGACAUGACGCUGGUUCAUUUUGCCCAACAAGUCCAGUUGCCAGAUCGACUUUAUCAAGGCAGAGUCCAGUUUGUGGAGGGAAACUGGCGCCACGCUGGUACCAACAGACCCGUGUCCCGAGAAGCACUGAUGACUGUCCUUGCGGGCCUGACGCGUCUGAGGAUCCGAGCUUUGUACUUUACGCAAAGCCAGAGACUUAGUCUGGGCCAGGUGGGCUUGGAGGAAGCCACCGAUAUGGGCACCGGGGGUCCUGGGAACACUGUGGAGGUCUGCGCCUGCCCUUCUCAAUUCGCCGGAGACUCCUGCCAGAAAUGCGCCCCUGGAUUCUUUCGAGAUGGCAGCGGGCCAUACCUAGGCCGCUGUGUGCGCUGUAAUUGUAACGGUCUGGCAGACGAGUGCGAAGACUGGACCGGCAGGUGUCUGAAUUGCCAGUACAACACAGCCGGAAACAGAUGUGAAUACUGCCGAGAAGGUUACUAUGGUAACGCGGCUCAGCGGAUGUGCCAGGUGUGCCCAUGUCCUCUAAGCACUGCAUCAAACAACUUUGCAGUUGCUUGCAGAGAGAUCUACGGAGACUUCCAGUGCAUUUGUAGAACAGGAUACAUUGGAGACAAAUGCGAAAAGUGCGCUCCUGGUUUCUAUGGUGACCCGAUGUUUCCAGGGGGAAGCUGUCGCCCUUGUAAUUGUAACGGAAUUGGCAACACCUGUGAUCCCAGGACCGGAGUUUGCAAGAGCACGCUGGAGCCUGGAGACACAAACACAGAUGACCAAUGCGCGGAGUGUGACAACUGUGCCCAGACUUUACUCCAAGACUUGGAGAAGUUGGCGUUCAAGUUGGUAUAUAUCAAAGUUCAGCUGGACAACGCCUCCGCCAGCGCCUCCUCCCAGGAUAGGCUCAGGAAGCUGGAGCAAGCCCUAUCGGACACCAAGAUGCUGGUGAACAAAUUCAGCAUCUCUGUCAAUGGCCAAGGUUCCAGGCUCAAGCAGCUGGAAGACGACAUGUUGAGUCUUUCUGAGGACAUUACUUCUCUUCAAGACAAGGCUGACAAGACAGCUGUGGAUGCGGACAAAGCAGUUCUCGGAGUUGAAAAAACCCACAACAGGGCUCAGGAUUUGGACCUACAGAUUCGAAACAUGCUCCUGAAAAUUCAAGUUCUGCUUAACCAACUGAAGGACGCGGGCUCCAGCGGGGGAACGCCGCUUGGUGAAAACGCGGCCAAGAUGCUGGAGGAGGCCCAGCGCAUGGUGAAGGAGAUGGAGAACAGGAACUUCACGCCACAGAAGACCGCUGCUGACAAGGAAAGGGACGAGGCCAUGAAACUCCUGGACUACAUCAAGAGCGACCUAACUAAGCAGUUGGGCCAGAACGAGGACUCUGCUGCCAAGUUGAAAGGGCAACUGAACACCUAUGACGGCAAACUGAAGGAGCUGGACAAGUCCUUGAAGGAUGCCACAGACCUGGUGAAGAAAGCUCACGCCCAGAAUGGCCUCAACGCUCAGGCUGUACCGGAGCUGCUGAAUCGCAUUAACAACUUAAAGACGGAGCGGAAGACCGUCAAGGACCAGAUGACCCUGGCGGCAAAUGAGCUGAAGAGAAUCGAAGAUUUAGCCAAAGGGCUUUCCAACAACAAAACGGCGUACGAAAAGUUGGCCGCUCAGCUGGAUGGCGGCAAGAACGACUUGACCAGGAUGGUCAACGAGCUCUCUCGAGCUACAAACAAGGAGGGCGUGGUGCAGGAUGCGGAGGACCACGCUCAGAAUCUUAAGAAGCUGUCGAAGGAACUGGAGGAUGCUGUGAAAGCUGCGAGCGAACGCCCUGAAGUACGUAACGCCAAUGAUGCCAUCGAUGCCUAUAAGAACAUCACGGAUGCCGUUAAAGCUGCUGAGGCCGCCGCUAACCAAGCAAAAGAUGCCGCAGACAAAGCCUUGAACAAUGUAAAAAAACAAAAGCUGGCUGAGAGGGCAAAAGACCUGAAUGAAAGCGGUGCAGAACUCGUGCAGAAUGCAGAAGAAGCAGAGAGUAUCCUGGCGGAUGCUGCCAACGAAAUUCCUGACAUCAAGAGGCGCCUGACGAAUGCAGAGAGGAAAAAGAAUGACCUUGAGACUGACCUCCAGGACGCGCAAAGGCAGCUGAACGACAUUAAAAGAGAUGACAUUGUCAACAUGAUCGACGACGCCAAGAGGAAGGCCGCUUCCGCUAAUGUCUCGGCCAGUGACACCAUGGACAAGUUGGACGCCAUCAGGAAGGAAAUGGAAAAGAUCAACGUCACCCCCGGGAAUUCCAACCUCGGCGGCUUAUUGGACGAUGUGGACCAAACAGUGAAAAACUUGUUGAAAACCAUCCCGACUUUGAGCAACAAGAUCUCGGAAAUGGACACCUUAACCUCGAAGUUUAUGCCUCUGAAAAACAUCACGGACAACGUCAAGAAACUCAAAGACCUCAUCAACCAAGCGCGCGAUGCAGCCAACAGGAUUUCCAUCCCGAUGAAGUUCACAGGCAACGGUCACGUGCAGUUGCAUCCACCCAAGAACCUGGAGGAACUUAAGGCCUACACCGACUUGUCUCUGUCGCUGCAGAGGCCCGAGGGCAGGGGCGAUGGAAGACGCAGGCGCAGGCAGGCCGCAGACAAAGGAGACAUGUUUGUGUUGUACCUCGGCAACAAGGAUCCCUCCAAGAACUACAUCGGCAUGGUCCUGAGGAACAACGUCCUAUACGGCGCCUACAAGUUGAACGGAUUGGAGCAUGUGAUGAAAACGGACUCCAUCACCACAUCUCCUUCCGAGCCAGCCAAGUUUGAUAAGGUCGACCUGCACAGAAUUUAUCAAGAUGCAGAGUUGAUCCUCACCAAAGACUACACAUCAGACACUCCCGGGAUUCCGAGUGUAGGCAACGUCCGAGGAGACGAAACCAAAAACCUUCUGGACUUCACCCCAGAAGAUUUGGUUUUCUACGUGGGAGGCUACCCGUCCAACUUCACGCCGCCGGCGCCUCUCAACUAUCCCAUGUACAAAGGCUGCAUCGAGAUGGCCUAUUUGAACGACAGGGUUAUCAGCUUAUAUAAUUUCCUGCACAAAGACAACAUCAACGUCGAGACUCCAUGCAAGAGGUAUGUUUCUUCAGUGGGCUUUUACUGCCAGGGCACCGGGUAUGGCCGUGUGAAUAUCGACAAGAGAGCAGCAGUCAUGCUCAUCGGCAUGUCCAUCCUGGCACAUUCAGAAAAUGGGCUGCUCUUGUACAUUGGAAGCGAGGACAAUUACUUCACCGUGACAAUGGAGAAGGGGGUUGUCCACCUGCGGAGCAAUUUGCUCUCAGAGCCAGCCACAAAUAACGUGAAAACAUUCCCGAAACUCGACUGGGUGGACAUACUCAUCAUUAUAACCAACAAGGGAAAGUUUACAGUCCGCAUAGCCAAUAAAGAGGUGGCCACGGCCCAAGCCCAGUUCACCACCGUUGAUUUUAAAGAUUAUUAUAUUGGCGGUGCACCCCUAGAAAUGCGGGAAAAGCAUAACAUCACCAUGCAAGCCUUCAAAGGCUGCUUGAACAACGUGAAGCUCAACCAUAACUUCCAACCCAUCGACGAGAAAGUGGGCAUCAGCAAAGGUUGUCCCAAAGAUUCCCUGACUUCUCGCAAAGCGGAGUUCAACCCGGGAAGCUCCCUGUCGAUGGAUCUUUCGGACUUCAGCCUGGCCAACGACGUCGUGGUCUCGCUGGGCUUCAUGAGCACCGACAACGACGGCAUCCUCCUGCAGUCGAAAAAAGCCGCAAACGACAUCCAUCUGGCUUUAGAAAACGGCAAUGUGAUUGUGUCUUUUAACAACAAGCAGUGGAUUUCCAACAAGAAAUACAACGAUGGCCACUGGCAUUAUGUGACCGUGUACAAAAAAGCUGGCAGGACGGAGAUGCUGAUUGAUGACGACGACAACGGUGUGGAGAAGAGCGGAAGCGUCUCUGUGCCCGACUCAGGGGGCUCCGUGGUUUUGGGACGAGACAAGUUCAAAGGCUGCAUCUCCAACCUCUACACCAGACGGCCCAGCCAUCGUUACAAGCCUGAGGACUUCACCAACUUCAAGUCGUCCGGAGACGUCCUGUUGGACGUGUGCACCCCCGACAGUCCUGUCCAACAGAUGCUCUCUCAUAUGCCCAAAAAGGAGGCGACGAUGUCGCAUGUGAUGAAUGAGAGCGCGUCUCCGUGCACGUUACCGGGCCUGGUGGCAGACGCGUAUCACAUGGGGGGGCCCGUGAGCCGCUUGAGCUACAGCCUGCCGCUGCAGGUGCUGCAGCCCAGGCCGCACUUCUCUCUGGACAUCCGGACUCGAUCUCCAGAUGGCCUGUUGUUCUUCGCUGCAACAAGAGGAGGGAACUCUCACCUGGCUCUGUACAUGUCCAAAGGGAGAAUCAGACUGUCUGUGGGUAAAUACAAUGAGAUCUUGAACAGGGAGAAGUACAACGAUGGAAAGUGGCAUUCAGUGAUGUUCAGUUUGGAGAAGAAGAAAUUCCGCCUAGUGGUGGAUGGGAUACGAGCGCAGGACGGUCAGCUGAGCCCGGCGGACGUGGCCUCCAUGAAGCACUUCAUGUCGCCUGUGUUCUUGGGCAGUGCCCCGGACUACCUCCACAAAGAGUUGAAGUCCAAGAACCUCCCAAAGCAAAGCGUGUCCGGCUGCGUGCGCCAGUUUAAAAUGAACGGAGCGGCCAUGCUGAAUCCAUCCACAAACCACGGAGCCGGCCCCUGUUUCGAGGGUCCCAUUCAGAGGGGGGCCUACUUCUCGGGGAACGGCGCGCACGUCGUCGUCAAUGACUCCUUCGCUGUGGGAUCCAGUUUUGAGCUUCUGUUUAACGUUCGCCCAAGGAUGCCAACUGGACUCCUGCUGCACGUUGGCGAUUCUAGCGGAGCUCAACAAGCUCAACAUUAUGUCAGUAUAUACCUGCUCAGAGGAGAGGUGGUGGCCCUAGUGAACAACGGCAAAGGGGAGUUCAUGGCAUCCGUGCGGCCAAAAACGACACUCUGCGAUGGAACUUUUCAUAAAAUUUCUGUCAUCAAGAGGAAGAAUGUCGUGCAACUGCACGUGGACACAGUGGACACAUACAAGAUCGGACCUCCAUCUACCACUGCCACUCUGACCAAAUAUCCCCUCUAUGUGGGGGGUGCUCCUGAAGAGAUGUCAUUGCUGCGGACGCCGCCCGUCACCAAGUCCUUUGUGGGCUGCAUCCAGGACAUGAAGAUCAACGGCGAGUCCGUCGUGUUCGCCAGAUUGCACUCGGUGGUCGGGCCUGUCAACCUCAAGGAAUGUCCAGGCUGAAGCACAACUGCAGCAUUAUUAUUAUUUUUUUUUUUUGGCCAAAACUUGGGACCACCUCCAAACAACGAUGUGCAAUUUGUUACCAAGAGGACAGGGAAUGUUUUUCACUAUGUAUAUACGGUAUGGUGUGUGUGUGUGUGUCUGUGUGUGUGUAUGGAUGUAUUUAUUUUAAAAAUCAUGUGCAGCACCAACUCAUCAUUGCAUCUACUUUUUAUUUUAUUUUUUUUUGUGGAUGGGUGGUUGCAGAAGGGAGAGUAUGUAGUGUACAGUGCAGUACAUAACACAGCACUUUAAGAUCAUUUCUGAUAUAUAUAAAUCAACCAGUUCGGAAUGUACCCUGCCUACUGCCCGAAGACAGCUGGUAUGGGCUCCAGCACAUGCCGCAACUCUCAUGAGGAUAAGCGUGUUAGAAAGUAAGUGUGUGUGUGUGUGUGUGUGUGUGUGUGUGUGUGUGUGUGUGUGUGUGUGUGCGUGUGCGUGUGCGCGUGCACGUGCGCAUUGGCGGCCCGGUGGUCCAUUGGUUAGCGCGUCAACCUCACCGUGCAGAGGUACAAGGGUCCAUCCCAGCUCCGGCCUUCCUGUGUGGGGUUUGUGUCUUUUCUCCAGGUUAAUUGAACACUCGAAAUUGUCCCUAGGUGUGUGAUUAUGAGUGUAGAUGGUUGUUCGUCUCUGUGUGUCCUGCGAUUAGCUCGCAACCAAUUCAGGGUGUCCUCGCCUACUGCCUGAAGACAGAUGGGAUAGGCUCCAGCACCCUUGUGUGGAUAAAGCGGAUCAAAAAAUGGAUUUUUAUAUGUGUGUGUGUGUGGAGAUGGAAAAUGGUUGAACCUAAAUAUGUAUGCAUCAAUACUUUGCAGUCAAUGGUGCUCGCUACUUUCCCGUUUGGCAUGUUUGAUUCCUAUUGCAUUUUUAAGGUCCCCACAAAGGCCAAGAAAUCACAUUUAUGACCCCAGUUUCCAUUUUUAUGCAUUCCUUUUGCAUGCAUUCUUCCGAGUGGUUCUCAAUGUGGUUUACAGUGGACAACAGCGUGUCCUGAGUUAAGUAUAGUUGAAGACUGAAAAUGGAACAAUACACACCCAAAAAAGAUAUAGAUGCAUGAUUCAGACAGUGUUUGCAUCUGAGUGCAAAAGAGAAAAAAAAAGAUGAAAAUAAAUUCAUUACAAUUUGAUUUUUCUUGGGAUUAAUUUAAAAAUUGCAUUCCUGUUUUGUAACCACUGGUUUGUAAAGCAUUUUUUAAUCUCGCCAAUUAAAUUACUUCAUAAAUUA